Orussus abietinus is the source of this 1142-nucleotide messenger RNA. RefSeq lists its product as uncharacterized. Bases 279 to 1055 code for a protein of 258 amino acids. NCBI's taxonomy places the organism in Eukaryota, Metazoa, Arthropoda, Insecta, Hymenoptera, Orussidae. The transcript has 4 exons. The record is from RefSeq and is a predicted model, not a curated record.
AUCCGUAAGCGACGCAGUCGUUCGCGGAUCUUCGCACCAGGUGGAUCUGCCUCGCCGCGUGUAUCCUAAUAAAUUAAACAGAAUCUAUUUAUAAAUCGGUACGUCGGUUUUGCUGCAGAUCUCGCGCCGAUUAAUUACAAUUUCCCGCGCGAGAAUUAAUUGAAUCGCCGCCUCAGUCGGGAUCUUACUGACACGCGUUGCGCCGAGUUGCUACACUUAUUGAAACAGAGUUUAUGAAGUCGAUUUGAUGAGACGUCGCUGGAGGACCCUUUUCGAGUAUGAACACGCAGGCUGAGAGUAUCCUGGCGUUCUUGUACUCGGCCUCCUUGGUCCUUUCCGUGACGUCGGCGGUUUCGCUGGUGGUAGCUUGGCAGCAUUGGUCUUGGACCCUGGACGUGUGCAUAAACAUUGACUGCGGAUGCAUUCUAUACGGAGUCAACACGUUUAGCACCUUCAUGGGUGGAGACGCGAAGCUGUGCCACUUCGGAGUCUCCGGACUCGCUCCUGCGGCGUUCUUCGGAUUGUGCUUAGGGGGUUACCACGGGUACAGGGUCUGCAUCGACAAAGGCCCGGAGGAACCUCGAAGAGCGUCAAGAGCGGUCGUUUUUCACGACAGAAUCACUCGAGGAGACGUGGUCGUCAUCGGACCGAAGCGAAGAAGUCCUUUCAAACAAUGGAUGUCUGCAGCGUUCCUUGGGGCCUUGAUCGGCUGCUUGUCUCUCGCCCAUGCCGUUGUUCUGACCGAUGGAUACUACAAAACCUGCGAACAGUAUAAGAGGAACCUGGUGCAAUUGUUGGGCUCCAGAGGACGCGAGAUCCAGGUUAUACAUAAUCGCCUCUCCUGUGGAGCCGUCCUCGAUUUUAUGGACUACCUUCAACCGGACGCCAACAAUUGGAGGAGAGGGGACGAGAUUAACACAGGACUGGCUUUGCAAUUGGCGAUUGUCGCGUCGUGGUUCAACUUUUUCGCCUGGGCUGCUUCCGUCGUAGUAAAUGCGAUCAUGGCCAGGCGGAGAGUCAGGGACUCGGGCGAGAAACUCUGUUGCUUCUGUUAGGCCACCUAGAAAAAAAAAAAAAGAAACAAUCGUGUUAACGAGAAAAAAGCUUGCAAAAGUUUUGCUUACUUGAAAUCGUACCAUUUU